Messenger RNA from Paramecium tetraurelia, 1185 nucleotides. RefSeq lists its product as uncharacterized. Lineage: Eukaryota; Ciliophora; Oligohymenophorea; Peniculida; Parameciidae. Gene Ontology annotation, biological process: biosynthetic process. Gene Ontology annotation, cellular component: cytoplasm. The transcript has 4 exons. The record is from RefSeq and is a predicted model, not a curated record.
AUGAUUCGGGCGGUAAUUUUGUUAGGUGGUCCAAGUAGAAAAGCAAGUUAUGGGACAUAUGAAUAGGCAUCUCCUUUAUUUCCCGUUAGUGGAGUGGAAAUAAUCGGUCAUCUCUUAAAUGCAAUCCAGAAAUUACCCAAUUUGAAGGAUUUUGUUCUGAUGGGUUAUUAUGAUAAGAAGUGUUUCUAAUACUUUUAAGAGAAAUACUAGAAAUUAUAUGGCAAAAAUAUACGUUAUAUAUAAGAAGAGAGUGAAAUGGGGACAGCAGGUGGAUUAGCAUAAAAUUUGGAAGAAUUGUUUGAAGAAGUUGAAGAUCUUUUGGUAGUGCAUUCAGAUAUUUGUUGUGAUUUGCAAGCCCAGAAAUUCUAUGAUUACCAUAAGAAUAAAUCUGGUGUUUGCAGCAUAAUGACGGUGCGAGUAUCGAAGGAUGAAUCUACUCGUUAUGGGUGUUUGAUAAAGGAUUCCAAUACAGAUCAAUUGAUACAUCAUGCGGAGAAACCAGAAUAAUAUAUUUCAAAUUUGGUAAAUUGUGGAGUAUACAUCUUCAAUUAAACAUUCAAAACUACAAUCUUGAAUGUGAAAGCAAAAAAAGAAGCCAAUUUAAGCGAAGAACUUUAACAUCAACCAUAUGUAAAGUACAUAAAAAGAAGUUCAGAUUUGGAUAAAUCUUACUUGUCUUUAGAAAACGAUGUCCUGAAAUAGGCAGAGAGAGACAAAGUUUAUGUAUAUGAACACUAGGGCUUCUGGCAAUCAAUAAAAUCGACAAGUGAUCUUCUGAAUGCAAAUCGACUUCUACUCCAAUAUUAUGGACAAAAUCCUUUCAUAUUCCUUAGUCCUGAAUUUGAAAUCAAAAGUGAUGGAGUACUGAUUCACAAGAGUGCAAAAGUUCAUCCAUCUGCGAAGUUAGGUAGCAAUGUGGUUAUUGGUGCUGGUUGUGAAAUUGGAGAGGGAGUUCGCAUAAAGAACUCAAUUCUAUUAGAUGGCGUCGAAGUCAAAAAUUUCUCAUUUAUUUCAAAUUCAAUAAUCUGCUACAAUUCAAUCCUAGGUUAUUGGUGUAGGAUUGAAGGGGAUGUUCAAUUCCUAGGACCAUGGGUGAUAGUUGACAAUGAAUUAUAUUUAAGGAAUGUAGUAUGUCUUCAAAACUGCAGAGUGUCUAAAAGUUAAGAUGGAGGUUGUUUGAUGUGA